GGCGCUUGUGCUGUGGCCGGGGCGGAGGGGAGCGGCAGCGGCGCAGGGUCAGCCUCGGCGGCCGCCAUGCCCGGCAUCGACAAGCUCCCCAUCGAGGAGACGCUGGAAGACAGUCCCCAGACCCGAUCUUUGCUGGGAGUAUUUGAAGAAGAUGCAGCUGCAAUUUCCAAUUACAUCAAUCAGCUAUUUCAAGCCAUGCACAGAAUAUAUGAUGCACAGAAUGAAUUAAGUGCAGCAACUCAUCUGACUUCAAAGCUUCUGAAGGAAUAUGAGAAACAGCGUUUUCCACUAGGGGGAGAUGAUGAAGUUAUGACUUCCACUCUACAGCAAUUUGCAAAAGUGAUAGAUGAGCUCAGCUCUUGCCAUGCAGUACUUUCAACUCAACUUGCAGAUGCAAUGAUGUUUCCUAUUACCCAGUUUAAAGAAAGGGAUCUAAAAGAGAUACUAACUCUAAAAGAAGUUUUCCAAAUUGCAAGCAAUGAUCAUGAUGCUGCCAUUACCAGAUACAGUCGGUUGUCAAAAAGAAGGGAAAAUGAGAAGAUCAAGGCUGAAGUUAUAGAAGACGUAUAUACUUCAAGGAAAAAACAGCAUCAGACUAUGAUGCAUUAUUUCUGUGCAUUAAAUACUCUUCAGUACAAAAAGAAAAUUGCUAUGCUAGAGCCCUUGCUAGGAUACAUGCAAGCUCAGAUAAGUUUUUUUAAAAUGGGUUCAGAAAAUCUUACUGAGCAAUUGGAAGAAUUUUUGACCAAUAUUGGCACAAGUGUACAGAAUGUUCGCAGGGAAAUGGAGUGUGAAGUAGAAAACAUGCAACAAACUAUCGAGGACUUGGAAGUAGCUAGUGAUCCACUGUAUUUGCCUGAUCCUGAUCCUACGAAAUUUCCUGUUCAUAGAAAUCUAACCCGGAAAGCCGGCUAUCUCAAUGCAAGAAAUAAGACAGGACUGGUAUCUUCCAGUUGGGAGAGACAGUUUUACUUCACUCAAGGUGGAAACCUGAUGAGCCAAGCAAGAGGUGAUGUCGCUGGGGGACUUGUCAUGGAUAUAGACAAUUGUUCUGUAAUGGCUGUGGACUGUGAAGACAGACGCUACUGUUUUCAGAUAACAUCUUUUGAUGGCAAAAAGUCUUCAAUCUUGCAGGCAGAGAGUAAAAAAGAUUAUGAAGAGUGGAUAUGCACCAUAAACAACAUAUCUAAACAGAUAUAUCUAAGUGAAAACCCUGAGGAAAUUGCUGCACGUGUAAAUCAGUCAGCUCUGGAGGCUGUUACUCCAUCUCCUUCUUUUCAGCAGAGGCAUGAGAGCAUGCGGCCAACCGUACAAUCUCGUCCUCCUGCAGCUCGUACUAGCAGCACAGGGUCACUGGGAUCUGAAUCAGCAGCUUUAUCAGCACUUUCCUUGGAUUCACUUGUUGCCCCUGACACUCCUAUACAAUUUGACAUAAUAUCUCCAGUCAGUGAAGAUCUGCCUGGUCAAGCAAAAUCUUCAGGGCAAUCGGGCAGACGCACAAAUCCUUUUGGUGAAUCUGGAGGCUCAAAAUCUGAAACAGAAGAUUCGAUUCUUCACCAGUUAUUUAUUGUAAGAUUUCUUGGCUCUAUGGAGGUGAAAUCUGAUGAAAGUCCAGAUGUUGUUUAUGAGACAAUGCGUCAAAUACUAGCAGCUCGCGCCAUCCAUAAUGUUUUCAGAAUGACAGAAUCACAUUUAUUAGUCACUUGUGACUGUUUAAAGUUAAUUGAUCCACAGACACAAGUUACAAGACUACGAUUUCCUUUGCCCAAUGUAGUCUUGUGUGCUACGCACCAGGAGAAUAAGCGCCUUUUUGGAUUUGUGCUUAGAACUUCAGGAGGGAGAGCUGAGAGUCGCCAAACUUCCGUCUGCUAUAUAUUUGAAUCAAAUAAUGAAGGGGAAAAGAUUUGUGACUCUGUUGGACUGGCAAAACAGAUAGCUUUUCAUGCAGAACUGGAUCGAAAAGCAUCGGAAAAGCAGAAAGAACUAGACAGAGUCAAAGAAAAACAGCAAAAAGAACUGAAUAAACAAAAACAAAUUGAAAAGGACUUAGAGGAACAAAGCCGGUUGAUAGCUGCUUCCAGCAGAUCAAACCAGAGCAGUGGAGAAGGACAGUUCGUAGUCCUUAGCAGCAGCCAGUCGGAAGACAGUGAUUUAGGAGAAGAUGGAAAGAAGAAGAGAGAAUCGGAAGCCUAAGGUUGCCUACUUUAUUAAAAUUGGAAUCAUAGAUAUGUCUGGUGAAAUGGCACAAAUUCUACAAGAAGUGAAAUGUAGGUGGAGGGUCUGUUGUAUCGUAGGAAGGACUUCACAAUAUGUAGACCCUAUUCUGCCUUGAUUUUUCUUUCUUAAUUAAGCGAUUUCCAUUUUCACGUCAGUAUAAUUUCUCUUCUGUAUGCAGAUGAAGCAUGGUGAUGAUACCGUGUCUAUUACAAAGUUAUGUUUUCUCAAGGCUUCUCUGCAGUAUGGGAAAAAUGGUGGGCUUUUCCUCACUUACCUCUCUGUGCAAUUGCCUCCUCUUGAAGACAAACUUAAAACUCGGACUGGAUGUCAGCAGUACACUGAAAUUUGUUCUUUACACUGCAGUGUGGAGAGCACCUUGCUGGAAACAAAAGUGCAUGUCCAAAUAAGACAGUGCUAAGCUUUACCUAAUUUGAUGCACAUAACUGUUCUUAGAUUUAGAAAGAAAAAUCCUUAUUAACAUCAGUGAGAUGUGCAAUAGUUCUAGACAGAAAGAUCCUAUUUUUUUGUUUCAUAUUGCACUGUAUGAUACUGUCUUGAUUUUUUUGGUGAAUAUAAUGCUGAAAGACUUCCUUUGACAGGAGAAAAGUAGUCAAACAUAGGUAAGAGCUGAUGAGCUGCAGUUGCACUUUGCUGCAUGAGGAAUGUAUGAACCAUUCCUUAUCAGAUGAUAAGAAUAAUGUAUAUAUUCUUGUAGCACAAGUGCCAUGUUCUUGGUUUUUCCCCAGUACAUGUAAUAAAAUGCUGUAUGCCUUUGAGUUCACUUUUUAUAAAACAUAUUUAGAGUUGCAGGAACACCUUGAAUUCCAUUAUUUGAAAAAUCUUUGGAAUAUGUAAAUGCCUUGCCACCAGUGUAGUACACUUCUUGAAAAUGAGUUGAAGCUCUUCAAGGCUUUUUAUGGAAAUUGGUUUUGCAAACAGAAUCUACUAGUUCUGGAGUAAGAGAGUAUGCUAAUCCUGCACCCCAGACUCAGUCUCGUAAAGCAGUUUUCAAAGCAGUGUCUGUUUACAGCUUGUAAUCUGAACUCGGUGUUCCAUACCCUGUGUAAUAUUUAUUUUGUAUAGUACUAAAUGUGCAUUCACCUUUUGAUCAAGAAGAGAAAACUUGUUUGAAGAGAAAUAUUUAUUUUUGCACUAAUUACUAUAAAUACUAAAAUCCAGUGGAACAGAUGACAUCUCUCUAUAGUGGCAUGAACAUAACAAGAAAUGUAGAAAGAGAAGGAUACACUUAUACUCCAAGUUGUAACACCACAGUUCUGAGUGUGUUACAGUUCGUUGCAGGGCAGGUCUGGGGGUCAGGGAGGGAAGCCAUUUUCAGAAUAUGGCUCCCUGGGCGGGUGCUAGCCCUGCCCUUCGUCGCUGGAGUUGCUCAGUGCUGAUGAAGCCACUGAGGAAUCUAAGGCCCUUUCUGCCAGCUGGCUGUAGGUGCCUCGGGAGCAGCCCUGCGUUGGCAGGCUGGAGCUGCGACUUUCCAGGCCGCGUUCCCUGCGCCUGGCUCCUGGCACAGGCGGGAGUGGCGCCGGCGCUGCCCCUGCAGCAGGAGCGCUGCCGGCACCGCAGCCUCGGGAAGGGCUGAAAGGAGGUGUGGGAGGCCGAGCAGCAGAGCCUCCUGCUCCUCUUCCCAAGUUAGUUAACAACUCCCGUUCCAAUACAUUUUUCAUCCCCAGAGUAGCCAGUCACUUGCGGAAACACCUGCUUUUGCUGUUGUCCAGUUAGACUAGAUGGCAUUGCCCUGUGGCCAAGCUUAGCUAGUACGCUGUCACAUGGACCACACAAAUCUGAGGCUUUUGUUCUAAAAGAAUGGCAUUUUUAUUUCCUAUAUAUUCUUCUGUUCUCAGCUUUCACCCUUAAGAGUCUGUUUUUAUUCUUGCCAACAAAAACAUGCGGAGGCAGCAAAUCCAACUUUCUCCCUCUUUGUGCCUAAAUCCAGGUUUACAGAUAACUGCAUGGCAGCCACUUCGUCUCUGCAAAUCCUUCCAGUUCAUGUUUCUUUGAUUUUUGUUUGUUUGUUUUUACUUAAUGAUAUUUCCCAUGAAAUAAUAUGACAGCAUAGCUCAAGGUUGCUGUGUCUCACUGUAUCUCCCUCAAGUACAUGCUGAAGAUGAAGUAGUUUAGAAAGAGCACAUGAAGAAUAUGAAAUCGGUGGUCUGCAGUUUCUAGAAUCUAGGCCCCCAGCCUGGCAGUAGGAUUAAUGUGUUAACCACUUCAGCUGCAGUAGCCCCAGCUCCAUAAAUACAUUAGCCAUCUCAUCAAAAAGCAUUUCUGAUGUGUAGCCUGUUUUGCAUUACCCUUAUUGAAGAAAUGUCAGAAAAUCAAAUUAUCUUUUCUUGAAACCUACCAUUACUGUUUUAGACAUAAAUCUGUAAAGACGAGGAAGGAAGCUGGAGAAUGAAGUUAGCAGCUGAGUUCACUGUCAUAUGGGAUUUUUCAGAUUUAGCAAUACAUGACUGGAAUUAUUCCAUUUGCUUUUCAGGCUUUCCAUCUAUGCUGUUAAAUGUAGUUUUCUAAACCAGACAGCAUAGGAAUGAAGUACAUUUCAUUUGUGUUGGAUGAUUCUCAUCUUAACCACUAAAAAAAGGGGAACUGAUUGAAGAGAGUAGUUAAAGGAAACAGGUUCAUAUGUGUGGAUGAAAUGAGGGAGUUGGUUUUGCUUACUUAGAGUUUUAUUGGUGUAAAAUUAGCAAAAAGAUACUAAAGAAUCUGGAAGAGUGAUGAAAGCUGCAAGAGCAAAGGGCAGGUCAGAAGAUAUGAGGAAGUUUAAAGGGGAACAGUACAAAGAGUCGGUGGGGGGAUGAGAAGGAUGGAGUUUUGCUUAAGGGGAGGAACACAGGGCUCUAGUUAGAACUACCUCAAGGCAAAAAACAGCUGCUGAGGUUUUAUCCAUGCCCUCCCCAAAACAAAACACUUUGGUACCUUUUCUCCUGUGAGGUUUAGAACUAUUUCACUGGAAAACAUUUUUGUUAAUUAACAAAAAAAAAAAUGCUUAGUCUUUUUCUUGAGAAUAUGACAUCUAAUAGAAACACCUCAGGUUCUAGGAACUGCUGUGGUAGGAUUUCACCACCUGAGCAUUUUAUUACUGUAAACAGAUUACUGGAUGGUUUCCUCCCCUGUAAUUUGUUUCUCCUGGUUAACACUUCCUGUUGCCUUUACCUUACAGACUGGUAUUUCAAGCACUGCCAGCUGAAGCUGUAGUUCACUUCGUGUGUGUCUACUAACUAUUAUUUCCGACACGCUGGAAAGUUUUCUUUCAAGUACAUGAUUUUAAAGUGACUCUGCAUAGGUACUGAAUCAGCAGUACUGUUUAGGACUAAUUUUUUAUGUUGCUAAUUGCAGCCUCAUAGUUUCUGCCACAUUUUUUCCCUUAGGUAAGGGGAUAUUGAGUUUGUUACACUGUUUAGAUUUACACUUUGCAGACCAAGCAAGUCUUGCUGUCAGCUAUUUCAAGCUACAUACAUUCUUUGUGUAUGUAAUAGCAUGGAUAGGAAAAUACAUAAAGUGUGCUUAUGGGUAUGCAUUUUAUUGCAUUAUAGAUAACACCUAGCAUUCCUCUAUGGCCACUAAUACAUUUCUCCCAUUUUAAAUCAAGAGAACAGGUGAAAAGUCAUAGACAAGUUAGCCCUCUCUACCUGGUUAUAAGCGGGUAGUGUAAACUAAUUUGAAUUUGAUAGUCUAGUACUUCCUUAAUCUGUUUAGGUUUGAAAUAGAUAGUAAAUUGUCUUGAUACAAACAGUAAAGUAACAUUUAAGAGAUAAAAAAUAUUCCCCCUGCUACAGUGCUGUCAGAUUUCAUCUUUGUAUGGAUGUAAACCCAGAGCUGAAAAUCCUGUAACAGCUGAACCUAUUUAUGAAGAUACAAUUUAUGUACAUUGAUAUAAAGAAGCAAAUUUGACUGUGCAUAUGUUUAAGGCAAAUUCUGGUUAAUUAGUUGCACAGAAUUUAGGAGAAGCCAAUAGAGAAAACUAUAUUAUGAUAUAGUCUCUUGUUACUUCAGAAGUGAUUUACAUAGAGAAAGUAACCCUGCCUCUGCUUAGUGAAUUUAUUACAUAUUGUCUAGUCUAACAGCAAGAGCUGAUAUUUUAUAUUCUUCUGUGCUCUGUUUUACAAAACUCCUUGCAAGUCAACUAGUCUCCAAGGCUUUUUUUUUAACCAAGCAGUAAGUUGAUUUUUUUUUUUUCCUGCCACAGUGGUAUCUAAGUUGUCAUGACAAGAAUGAGUCAGUGUGUCAUUGUGAAUGCACUUGUAUUCCUAAUGAAGUUUAUAUUGCAAGCCAAGGAUUUUGUACAAUCUUUCAGGUCAUUUUAAUAAUAGAGUGGAGUGGUCAAAUUCUUACGAUGGUGUUCUGGACUGGUCCUGUUCUAGUGAAGUGUAAGUGAUUUUUUUCAAUGUUUGAGACUGACUUGAACAUUUUCCCUAAAUAGCUGUAUUAAAGGCCUCCCAUGGCAUACGUAAGUCAACUUUGAUUGUUGUGUCUUAAUCUUGGAAACAUGCAUAGUAAAUAUAUUAUGCCAGAACUUCAGUCAGCAUUUUGUAGAUUAAAUAAAAGCUUAAUCACAGUAACAUUCUGGGUGGGAUUUGUAGUGAUGCAAAAAACUCCUGCGUUUUUCAUAAUACUGACUUCCAGAAAGUACUAUUUUUGAUGACAGGAUGCAUUCCCUUUCAUUAAACACAGUUUUAACAUGCAGUUCUACUCCUCUGUUGUCAAAGUGUAUCUCCAUUUUCUUAAUUUCAAUCAUAUUAGCCAGAUAACCUCAGAGGAAGGUAUUAUACUUGGGAAUGCUGGUAACUUAUUUUUGCAACAAAGACUGAACAUUAAAAGAAGAAACUCCUUACCAUUGUAGUUGGCUGUUUCGUGCACACAGCGGUGUAGUGACACGCCAGCCUGUAGCACGCAGCAGCAGCGGGGUUAUGAUACUGAUCGGAAUUCACAUGUACAGAGGCUAUACCAGCACAACUGUUGACAUGGGUACUGAUGCAGAUCUUCACGGGCUUCAAUAGUUCAUUAUAUGAUAAACACCAUGUAAAAAUCAAUGGUUCAUAAGUACCUUAUGGUUAAAUUUGUAUUUUAUAAGGUUUGUAGAUUUUUUCUGGGGAAAAGCAGACUUUUGAAAUACGUAACUUCUGUGUUAAAGAUGCAUGUAUAACUAGAAAAAAAAAAUCUAUGCUUAACUUGAUAAUGAAGGAAUAAAUACUACUAAUGCCAA
Messenger RNA from Tyto alba (common barn owl), 7435 nucleotides. RefSeq names its product adaptor protein, phosphotyrosine interacting with PH domain and leucine zipper 1 (gene APPL1). The record is from RefSeq and is a predicted model, not a curated record. Gene Ontology annotation, cellular component: cytoplasm; endosome membrane. NCBI's taxonomy places the organism in Eukaryota, Metazoa, Chordata, Aves, Strigiformes, Tytonidae. Gene Ontology annotation, molecular function: identical protein binding. The coding region runs from base 67 to 2193 and encodes 708 amino acids. The transcript has 22 exons. Gene Ontology annotation, biological process: signaling.